Messenger RNA from Oncorhynchus kisutch (coho salmon), 2693 nucleotides. Its product is annotated as serine-rich adhesin for platelets. Bases 104 to 2458 code for a protein of 784 amino acids. The record is from RefSeq and is a predicted model, not a curated record. The transcript has 2 exons. Lineage: Eukaryota; Metazoa; Chordata; Actinopteri; Salmoniformes; Salmonidae.
UGAUGCAGUAGCUAAACUGUUUCAGUUGAUAAUUAUUAUUAUUUAUUUAUUUUACAAAUUCUGCUAAUAAUAAUAAUAAUAUCUCUGUUGAUUUGAACCAGCGAUGAUGAGUUGCCGUCGUCAUUUGAUACUCUGCGUCCUCUUAUUGCUAUUUGAUGAAGGGUCACUGAGGUACAUCCCAUUCCCAGCAACACCCCUCAUCCCUGCUGCCUACACAUUGGAGCCACAGGGAGACCUCUCAACAAGCCAAGAUGUCCUCCCUCCUUCCUCAUCAAAUCUUAUGAACCAAAUUCACCACAUUCCUACACCAGCAUUCAAAGAUCAGCACAACACACCAUCCCAUCAAGAUAUUAUUCAUCUAUCUGGAUUUUCAACCAUUAGCAAUACUGACCACUUUGACUCAAUAUCCACAACUUCUCCAAGUGGUGGUCUCAAAUUCAAUGCCAGCCGGAAUGCCAGUCAACUUAUCAAUGAUCAAACAUCAUCAUCAUCAUCAUCAGCUCACGCUAUUGGCUACACUGAACGGAUAGACAACGAAACUAAAAUGGCGACCGCUAGUGGUUGGAAUAACAGCAGUGAUGUUACACCUUCCUCUUCUUCUGUUGUUUCUUAUUCUGAGCUAAACAACUCUCUUGUUGGAACCAACAUUAGCCAGAGCAACGCUAGUGGCCACACUGAAGAUCUCUCUGUGACUUUGGAGGACUGUCCUCAUCCGAAUGGAUCUGUGGUGGUGCUGGAAACAAGUGAUCCGUUAGCCGAUCUAAACGUUGAUCCUAUGUCAGCCACUGACAUCAUUGACUUCUACACUCAUCGGAUAGAUUCUGUCUCGGUCACCGAUGACCUUGGCAACACUAGUCUUAGUUUACAUCGUAACAACACUAACGUUACUGUCACAGUAGAUACUAGUGCAGUAGUUACUGAGACGGCAGCGCAGGCUGAACCGAACACAGACAUGAUGCUGGGCCUGGAGGAGGAGGAAGAGCGGGAAGAAGAGGAGGAGGGAGAGCGGGAAGAAGAGGAGGAGGUAGAGUGGGAAGAAGAGGAGGAAGAAGCCAGUGGCCAUCUUAAUACUACUCAGGAUGCUUCACUCUCAGACCCCCUGAUCGACGAUAUUAAUCAUGCUUAUGUGAUAACAGGUGACUAUAAUGUUAGCGCUGAGGCUAAUGGCUCUGUGAUAACAGGUCACUAUUAUGUUAGCGCUGAGGCUAAUGGCUCUGUGAUAACAGGUCACUAUAAUGUUAGUGCUGAGGCUAAUGUCUCUGUGAUAACAGGUCACUAUAAUGUUAGCGCUGAGGCUAAUGGCUCUGUGAUAACAGGUCACUAUAAUGUUAGCGCUGAGGCUAAUAGCUCUGUGAUAACAGGUCACUAUAAUGUUAGCGCUGAGGCCAACUACUCAUCCUCAGUUGAUAUUAGUGGCUUCAGCGACAAAUUGUACUUUAUAAAAGAAGAAGCUCACAAUGAAAGUCAGGAAGCCGUUACCCUUUCCUCUUCCGCCAUUGGCUACACUGAAUAUGAAGAUUCCAUCGAAGCGACCAAUGACUACCAGAGUACUGUUACCAGCGGAGACGAAGGAACAACAUCACCUACGGUUACUAGUACCAGCGUGGAGCAGAGUGGCGAGAAUGAGAACCAGGAAGUGCUUCCUAUUGCGGCUCCUAUGAUUGGGUAUCCUUCCUUGGAGUCUGUGGAUCCUAAUGAAAGCACCACAAAGUCAACUGUUGUGCUGAACUACAUUGACUAUAUUGACUCUGAACCUAGUUACUCUAACCACUAUGUGAAUGUAGCCAGCAGUGAAAAAUAUGCCCACUCUUCAUCCUCCUCCUCUCCUCUUGAACCUGACAGUGACCACCUCCAAUCUGCUGAUGAUGCUGAACUAGAGGUACUAGGCUCUGGGUUGGAGGAAGAGGAGGAGAAUAGGAGCGGAGAGAACAAUUGUAGCAGCUGUAGCUGUGGUAACACCACCUCCAGUGCCAGUCACCAUUCCACCACCACCAUUGACAACACUGACUAUGAUUGGGGCUCGGCUGAAGUCAGUACGACAGGUAACCAGGGUAACAGCACAGCAGACAUUGAAGUCCCAACUGAAGUUAGUAGGAUUGUUCAGGGAAACAGCAGCAGCAUCUCCAUGGUACCUUCUGCUGAAAGCACAGUCAGCUCUGUCCAUGGUAACUACACAGUCAUUGUUCUAUCUGACUACAGUGACAACAUCACCACCACUACUCUGACCCCCACCAACCGUACCAGCGAAGGGAUUGUUGUGAGUACCACCCCCACCGCCGUGCUUGAGGAACCCACAGGAGAGAGCCGAUGUGGGACUGCAUGUUCUCCCAGCAAGGCCCUACCCUCCACCACCACCAGUCUGGAAGCCAAAGAGGAAGAGAAGGACCAGAAAGCGUCUGAUGCUGCAAAGAAGCCCGUGUCAUUGUGGCCUCGGUUUCCAUGGAUGCGCAGGUAUUAGAACCAUGGAUCUCUGGGACCGGGAAUUUUUUUUGAGGGGAACCAAAUCUGAGGGGAACAUUUUUUGAGGGGGAACUGUUCUGAGGGGAUUAAUGAAAGAUAAGAGAUAUUAAUAUUUGUAUUGGUUUUUUUAGAUGUUGACAUGGAUGCAGUAGUUUGGGGGUUUAAAGUUCGUGCAUGCCCACUAUGUUGUUGUACACUACACUAUAUGUAUAUUUUAAAUAAAUAGUCCUCAA